UCUCUCCCGUUUAUCCUCUCUAUCCAAUGUUCUACGAAGCACAGCAGGAUGGCUUGUUCUUCGCUGCUUGCUGCACCCACCUCCCUUUCCUCAAGACCUGCAGCCUCUCCAUCUCCAUCCCUCGUUGCCACCAUAGCCAAUGCGGUUCCGGGCAGCAGCCAAGCCGUAAGCCGCCGGGAGCUCGCCGUGAUCCUGUCGUCCUCGGUGGCGCUGCUGCUCGUCCCGGUGCCCCCAUCGGCGUUCGCGGCCUCGGACGAGGAGUACGUUAGGGAGACGGCAGAUAUGAUCGGGAAGCUGCGGAUCACUAUCGGCAUGGACAAGAAAGACGCCAACGUGGCCGCGGCCGUGGCGGAGCUGCGGGAGGCGUCCAACUCAUGGGUGGCCAAGUACCGGAGGGAGAAGGCGCUGCUGGGGCGGGCCUCCUUUAGAGACAUGUACUCCGCUCUCAAUGCCGUCUCCGGCCACUACAUCAGCUUCGGCCCCACGUCGCCCAUCCCCGCCAAGCGCAAGACCCGCAUCUUGGAAGAGGUGGACGCCGCCGAGAAGGCUCUUAUCCGGGGGAGGUAGGCUAACCAAAAGAAGGAACAAGAAGGAAGCUACCCUCUUAAAUCCUAUCUCCUCUCUUGGGAUGCUGUUCUCCUUCGACUGAAAUGCACUGCACUGUAUUCGGGUUACUUGUGCUGAUGAUGUACUUAAAACUCAUCUGAUGCUGAAAGCUGUGGAUUUCAAUUGCUGA
Molecule: messenger RNA, 736 nt
Organism: Musa acuminata AAA Group (dessert banana)
Lineage: Eukaryota; Viridiplantae; Streptophyta; Magnoliopsida; Zingiberales; Musaceae
Product: photosystem II repair protein PSB27-H1, chloroplastic-like
Exons: 1
Coding region: 49-567 (172 amino acids)
Biological process (GO): photosystem II assembly; photosystem II repair
Cellular component (GO): photosystem II; chloroplast thylakoid lumen
Source: RefSeq, a predicted model, not a curated record